Scutellospora calospora is the source of this 447-nucleotide messenger RNA. Lineage: Eukaryota; Fungi; Glomeromycota; Glomeromycetes; Diversisporales; Gigasporaceae. The record is from the annotation of a GenBank genome assembly.
UCAAGUGAAACAAAAUAUUGCUGUGAUAAGUCCCAAACUUCAAAAAAGCGUACUAACAACGCUUGUACUGGAUGCCGAGCUUCGAAAAAAAAAUGUAGUGACGAAAAACCCUGUACACGCUGUAUAAAGAAGGAUUUAACUUGUAAGAUCGCUAAUAGAUGUAGUAAUUGCAGAUGGAAAUACGUAGUCGAAGACAAGUUGUAUUGUGACGUUUGCUUUCAAAAACUUGGUUAUGAUUGGGAAACGAGACCAAUUGCAAGUAAUGUAACUGAUUUCGGACCUGAUGUACCUCUUUAUACGUGGGACUAUUCAAUUACAACUACAAGUGAUUACAACAUGGGAGUCAUUCAAUUUAUUGAUGUGCCUUUAGAAGAUUGUGAUAACACUAUGAAUCCACAAUAUCCGUCAAUUUUUGGCUCUGUAGAUGUAUCUACUACUGUAAGAUGA